CGCUGUGAGGACCACUGGUGGGGAGGAAAUGGAUCUGAAAUGACAGAAAAUGACAAGUGCAUUGGUAUGGCGUACAAUGCAGUUUGGCGAGAGUCUGGCCAGAACGUCAUCUUGAGAUGUUCCUUCGCGGGAUGUUCCAGUAGCAUCAAAGGGUAUGAUGCGAUGUAUCUGUAUCAGGACCACAAAGAGCGGAGACAGGUGCUUUACUACCACUCCAAUCCAGGAGGAACCGACAAAAUCACCCCGGGAUUAAGUUUCAAAGGAAGGGUUCGGACAGAGGGAACCCUGAAGGACCACACGGUCACCAUCAGCGGGCUGACUGUGGAUGACGCCGGUGUUUACAGCUGUGUCUUCCUCAAGUAUCCAGAUGGUGAAGUGACAUGCAGUGUCUACACACUAUUUGUAGGAUGUACAAUAGUACAGAACAGUACAGUGCAAGCAUCCAGAGUGGAACCAUGUUCAGCAUCAACAGGAGCGCCUUACGGCCUCGCCGACGAGCAUAUUCCCCCUAUGGUGUUGAUCAUCAUCGCUGCCUGCACCCUCAGCACCCUGGCAACCAUCAUCUUCAUCCUGCUGAUCGUCCCAAGGGUGAAACGAUGGACUUGCAGCAGAAUAAGAACAGCGGAUGUCCUGCAGCAGGUCUUCAAUGACAAUGUGUAUGAAGUUAUGACCAAGAACGGCCUCCUCCCUCUGCAAGAGCAGCCGCCGCCCGGCCCGCAGGAUUAGACUUAGCAUUGCUUCCCUUGGCUUGGUGGCCAUCUUCUUCUUGAAGGCUGGUUUACUUUGACUGAUUGCACCAACCCACAUGAGACAAAAUGUGAAAAGCAUUUCACAACUAAGCAAUGGAUCAAUAUUCAAACUUUAAUAUUUGUAUGUUAUGGUGUUUUUUUUCUUU
This is a messenger RNA of Anoplopoma fimbria (sablefish), 895 nucleotides long. RefSeq lists its product as uncharacterized. Bases 40 to 726 code for a protein of 228 amino acids. Gene Ontology annotation, cellular component: membrane. Lineage: Eukaryota; Metazoa; Chordata; Actinopteri; Perciformes; Anoplopomatidae. Gene Ontology annotation, biological process: adaptive immune response. Gene Ontology annotation, molecular function: signaling receptor activity. The record is from RefSeq and is a predicted model, not a curated record. The transcript is spliced from 4 exons.